UCAUUGAACCUAAGGUAAACCCUCUUUCAGCCAAUUUCAGUACAAAAAUCUGCUCUAAAGCCCCUAUAACUGCUCUAAAAUCCCUCAAAAAUUCAAAAUCUAAAUUAUCGCUGAACCCAAGGGCUUUCAGAAGAAUUUUUUCCUGAAAAUUUUAAGUCAGAGAAUUAAAGCUAACAGAAAUAUAUGCCUGAAGGUAUAAAUAUUAAUGCUUUUAAAAGGGAACAAACUCCUCAGUUGGAAAUGAAAGAAGUAUUUGAGUCGGUACUGCCAGAAGACUUGGUUGUCCCUAAUAAUGAAGAGAGAAAGUCUGAGGUGAAAGAUCAGUUGGUAGAGCCUGAAAUUGUUAGCAGAACUGAUGACGAUGAGAGCAUAAUUCCAAUGGAUCCUUCAAUUGGAAGUAAUAUGUAUUCGAAAAGUCGCACUACUAAAACCUCUGGCAACCCCUACUCCUGCCCAGACUCCCAGGUAAUCAUUACCCCUAAAAUCCCUGCCUAAACUUCCUACUACUCCAAGUCAACCCUCCAGCCAGACUUUUCAAGAUCUGACUGGAGCAAGGCACUUGGGGUUUUAUCAGAAAAAAGAAAGGAACAGGACUGAGUUCAGAGGAAAUAAAAUCUGAAGGAAGUAGAGAGCAGGAAACAGAAGGGCAAUUGGAGAAAUUAAAGGAGAGGAUAGAGGCGUUGGAAAAGGAGAAGGAUGAGUUAGUGCAGAUGAAUAAGGCUAAGCAGAAAAUUAUUGAGAAUUCUUUGUGGAAAUGGGACCAUUUUAAGCAAGAAGUGCAGGGAUUAGAUCAAAAAUAUCACACAGAAGAGGAAAUGAAGAAGGAUGGCAUUGAAGAAGAAUUUGAAAUAAUAAACUAUAAUAAUCCAACCGAUGAGGAAGAAAAAUCAUCAACUUCUCAAUCCUUAAUUCUUUCAGAAAACAGCCCUUCCAAUAUUGUUUACCUUAUUGACAAAUACGAUCAUGACUUUGAUGAGCUCAAAUCAGAAGCAGCCAAGCUUAUGUAUUUCAGCCAUAGCAUUCAAAAGACCAGCUCUAUUGGCUCUGAAGAAAUCUCACGUCAAAGUAAAGAAAAAAGAGUCCAGUUUUCGAAUGCCUAAGGCAUACUAGAAAGUAUAAAGAGAAACCAAGAUUUCUAUAUUGAAU
This is a messenger RNA of Moneuplotes crassus, 1146 nucleotides long. The record is from the annotation of a GenBank genome assembly. Lineage: Eukaryota; Ciliophora; Spirotrichea; Euplotida; Euplotidae.